AAAGGUAGGCGAUAGUUCUAGCAACGUUCUUCCAGAGACAGACGGGCUCUGGUUCUUCUAUACUCUUUGGUUCUAGUCACAGGAGUGUUGGUUUUCGUUUUUCUGUUGUCUCCUUACGUAUAUAUUUACCAGAAGAGUCGGGAAAAUGACGGACAACACAUUUCCAGUUUACAAAUUAGAUGUAAUCGUAAAUUUCUUUCGAACUGAAGUCUUGACUGGACAAGAAGCGAAACAAUUAACGAAAAAUGACCUCACCCCGAGCCCAAACCCAGAUACUGUAAGAAGACUAUACAUGAGAGUAUUGCAGCUCAUGUAUAAUUUCAGGCCUGAAUGUCAUUCCAUGGUCCCACUUUCUGAAAACAUUCAGUAUCCAGCGUUUCACGAAUAUCCAACUGCCAUCAUGAGUGUUUACUUAAGAAUGCGUAAAUUUUUGCCCAUGUGUUUUGUAUAUGACUUCAGUUUGAGUGACCUACUAGCCCCAAGCGUGAAGCGUACAGUCACUGUGUUGAGUGGUAUCAUGAACUUUCUACACUUCAGAAAGCAGAGGAUGGACAUGGCCUUAGAGCACCUGGAGAGAUUUAGGGCAGACAUGGCUAAGCUGCAGUUUUCCACAAAUGGAAUAAAAAAUGCAGAGAAGAAGAUUGAGAAUCUGACCACUAUCCCCCCAGAGCAGCAAGAAGAAGAUAAAAAGCUCUCCGCUGCCCUUUCUGACCUCCAGACUUCCAGCGUGCAUAAGUACGAGGAGGUGAAUGCAGUGAAGGAGGAGAUUGCGGAGUGGAAAACGGAAAUUGCGGAGAGGUCACAGAAACUGACUCAGAUGAAGGUGGAUGUGAGUACGCUGAAGGAGGAUAUUGGAAAACUGGAGUCUCAGGUUGUGGAGUCGCCAGAGGAGGUGAAGACCCAGAUGGAGAAGAUGAAGGAGAAUGUGAAAAACAUCAAGAUCUCUAUCAAGCAGGCGGACGAGAGGCUGGUGGGGUUCCAGAUCACUGUGCAGGGCGAGACUCACCACAAGGCUGAGAUUGAGCUCAUGCACAAACUGCUGCAAGACUUGCAGAGUGGCAUGAACAAGACCCAGCAGCUUCAGGAGGAAGUCCAGAAGUUAGAAGUGGUCAAUGAAAAUCAGCAGAAGGAGCUGAGAAAUCUGGGAACAGAGGAGAGCCAGUUGAAGAGAGCACUAGGAAUGAAGCUCGACAAGGAAUCCAAGCAGCAGAUCCGCAGGCAGAGGAAGAAGGAGAGGACGGACCAGCACGUCCAGGGUGUGAUAGGCCAGUAUGGCCAGGUUCAUCAGAAGCGGGAGGAGAUAGCUGAGCAGAUUUUGGAGAAAAACAGAGAGACUCAGCAAGUUCGCAACGAGAUACAAAACAUGAAGGAUAUCUGCAACCAUGAGACGGAGAAGGCACAAGCUCUCUUUGACCAACUGAUGGCUUCCCUGGACCAGUUCCAUAAGAAGAUCGAAAGUUGUGUUGUGGAGGGCAACAAUGAUAUCAAGAAGAUGACAUCAGACUUCUAACUUCCAAUUUGAUACUGUACAUUUUCAUGUCUUUUGUCACUACUUUGUAAUUGCUUAGCAUACACAUAGCACUGCAUUUACUGAUUGUUGUAUUUGUUUCCUGUUGACGGUUUCAUCUUAUCUAUUAAACUUAUAUGGCAAAUG
This is a messenger RNA of Osmerus eperlanus (European smelt), 1654 nucleotides long. It is a transcript of the gene nuf2, whose product is annotated as UF2 component of NDC80 kinetochore complex. The record is from RefSeq and is a predicted model, not a curated record. The transcript has 2 exons. Gene Ontology annotation, biological process: mitotic spindle organization; kinetochore organization; attachment of mitotic spindle microtubules to kinetochore. Gene Ontology annotation, cellular component: Ndc80 complex; kinetochore. The coding region runs from base 146 to 1510 and encodes 454 amino acids. NCBI's taxonomy places the organism in Eukaryota, Metazoa, Chordata, Actinopteri, Osmeriformes, Osmeridae. Gene Ontology annotation, molecular function: protein-containing complex binding.